GACCCAGAAAACCCCAGAGAGAAAAAGGGUAAAAGCCCCUUUUUUGGUCAUAUGUCAGUGUGAAGCACAUCGUCUUGUUUCUUUAUCCAAAACCCUCAAAGAUUUCAAACGAAAAAUGACGCACGCCGUGUUCCAGACUGCGCAAAUUAUGCCAAUAAACACCCAUCUUGUACCUACCACCAAAACCUUAUCAUCAGCUCCGUCAAAUCCUCUGUUGCCGGCCUCCAGUUACCGGGUUCUUCCGUUGUGCCGGAAGGGUUUGGUGGUCAGGAAUUCUUCGGCUAUUGUUGAUGGCGAGGCUAUGGCGGGACUUGAACGUUGUUUCAGGAUAUCUCCGUCGGAGUGCCCGCCGUCUUCGUCUUCGGCUUCGGCACCGUCCCAUGGGCCGGUUAUGAAGGGAGGACAAUACGGUGCUUUUGGUGCGGUGACUUUAGAGAAAUCGAAGCUUGAUACGACUCAGAAACAGACCAAGUCUAGCCCUGAGCUUGCUAUUGGAGGAGGUGGAGGCAAUAUUGGGAAGAGCAUUAAUUUUGGUGGGGGUGAUGGCGGUGAUGACGAUGGCGAUGAUGAUGAUUACUUUGAUGACUUUGAUGAUGGCGAUGAGGGGGAUGAUGGUGGACUCUUUAGGAGGCGGAUUAUUCUACCGGAGUUAUUUGAUCGGAAAUUUCUUGAGGCUGUAUUAAAUGAAUGGCAAAAGACAAUGAUGGAUUUGCCAUCUGGACUUCGGCAAGCAUAUGAAAUGGGUUUGGUCAGCUCGGCUCAGUUGGUAAAAUAUAUCGCAAUAAAUGGAAGGCCAACAACUGCGAGGUUCAUUUCGCGUACGCUUCCUCAAGCGUUGUCUAGGGGAUUCAUUGGCAGGAUGAUCGCAGAUCCUGCAUUUUUAUAUCGUUUCCUCUUAGAACAGGCAGCGACAAUUGGUUCCUCGGUUUUGUGGGAGGUCAAAAAUCGCAAAGAGAGGAUAAAGAAGGAAUGGGAUCUUGCUCUUGUUAAUGUGCUUACUGUAACGGCAUGCAAUGCUAUUGUUGUUUGGUCUCUUGCUCCUUGCCGUUCAUAUGGAAAUACAUUCCGCUUUGAUUUGCAAAAUACGUUGCAAAAACUUCCCAACAACGUUUUUGAGAAAAGCUACCCGCUAAGAGAAUUUGACAUGCAAAAGAGAAUACACUCCUUCUUUUACAAGGCCGCUGAGUUGUGUAUGGUUGGUUUAACAGCCGGAGCGGCACAAGGUGCUCUAUCGAACCUUGUUGCCCGCAAAAAGGAGGGAAGAUUGUCUGUGACGAUUCCAUCCGUGAGUAAUAAUGCUCUUGGCUAUGGCGCGUUUCUUGGCAUCUAUGCCAACCUGCGUUAUCAGCUUCUAAGCGGAUUUGAUAGAGCUAUGGUCACCCAAUUUGACGUUAUCGGAGUCGGAUUGUUUUUCAGCACGGCCUUGAGAAUCAUGAAUGCACAAUUAGGAGAGACAUCAAGGCUAGCAUGGCUAGGGGUGGAGGUGGAUCCAUUAGCCCACUCCGAUGAGUUGCUGAAACAGGCUUACAAUCGACCAUCUGAAACCGACACCAACACUUCUUCGAAAUGGUUCAUUUCCAAGAACGCUGUAACUUCAGGGCUCGGCCUGCUUGGGUUUAAGCAGGAUCAAAGUCGAACCACCAGCGAGGGAGGAGCGCCGCCACCCAAGGCUCGCAGAAAGAGAAUCGUGAGAAAAAAGGUGACAACUUGAGUUCAUGGUGAUAACAAAACCUGUCCAAUUUUGUAGCCUGAUGGGAUACCGGGGGCAAAUGGAAGCUUUAUGACGGUAACCGAAUGGAAGCUGCUGCUAUUAGAAUCUGCCGGUGAACAAACUCUGGAAUUUUUGCACCUCUUUACUUUGAGAGAUUUCAGGAACUGAAACUGAAGUGUGUUUUGAACAAAUAAGGAUUGUUGAUUUCUAGUAGGAGAGAUUCUUAAUCAGAUAUGUAGACCUGCAUAUGCAUAUAUGGUUAUUACUGAUCGAUUUCGAAAUGGAUGUUUGAUUGAAUGA
Molecule: messenger RNA, 2011 nt
Organism: Cynara cardunculus var. scolymus (artichoke)
Lineage: Eukaryota; Viridiplantae; Streptophyta; Magnoliopsida; Asterales; Asteraceae
Product: protein RETICULATA-RELATED 1, chloroplastic
Exons: 8
Coding region: 116-1711 (531 amino acids)
Biological process (GO): plant organ development
Cellular component (GO): chloroplast inner membrane
Source: RefSeq, a predicted model, not a curated record